AUGACAGACUUCAUGGACUUUAACGAGUUUAACAUUGGCGCCAUCGACGACGAGCUCAUGGCCGACGCAAUGCGCCGCGAGACCCAACAGUAUGCCAACAAGAAAGUGAAGAGCGUGCAACGUGAGCGACGAGACAAGCUACAAAGCAAGCCACAACAGCAUCCCAAUCAAAGGAACAACAAGGGUGAUCAUGCAGCUGGCGUGGACGGCGACGAAGGCGUGCCAGUAAUAGACAAGAUCAGCGAGAUGGACAAAGAGUCAGUGAUGUAUAUAGGCAAAGAGAAUUCAAUCAGAGGCGUGGACAUCAGUGACGUGGACCAUGUCUUCAUCCUCAACAUCACCCUGACACCAGCAUCAUACCUUCACAUGGCUGGACGUUGUGGUCGCCUCGGAAAGAAGGGCCACGUCGUCUCAAUCUACAAUGUCCUUCUCUCAAGAAAAUAUACCUUUAUUAUCUUCUGUAUCCUGGUGGCGUCCUGGAACGAGAGCGAGAGGGAGAGCGCGAAGAGGACACUGGACGUCUGGAACGGGGCUGAGGUGAGCGGUUGCGUGGAGGCGACCGGCUCGGGCUGCGAGGGGGAGGUGAUCUGUUGCGAGGCGGAGGCGAUGGUGUGCGUCCUCUUGGCAAUGCUCUGUUGCCAGGUGGUGGCGAUCGACCCCUGGGUGGCGACCGGCCUCUUGGUGGAGAGCGGUUGCGUGGAGGUGAUCUGUUGCGAGGAGGAGGCGAACGACCCCUUGGCGGGGAUCUGUUGCGAGGCGGUGGCGACCGUCCUCUUGGUGGAGAGCGAUUGCGUGGAGGUGAUCUGUUGCGUGGCGGGGAUCUGUUGCGAGGUGGAGGCGACCGGCCUCUUGGUGGAGAGCGAUUGCGUGGUGGUGAUCUGUUGCGCGGCGGUGAGCGAUUGCGUGGCGGCGAUCGGUUUCGUGGUGGUGAGCGAUUGCGUGGUGGUGAUCGACUGUGACUAUCGCGUCUAUAUCUUCUUGGAGGUGAUCUUGAGUAUGACCGCCUGUCUCUAUCAUUUCGUCGUGGAGGUGAUCUUGAUCUUGAUCUUGAUCUUGAUGGUGAUCUUGACAUCUUUGUAA
Messenger RNA from Acytostelium subglobosum LB1, 1080 nucleotides. RefSeq lists its product as hypothetical. The transcript has 2 exons. The record is from RefSeq and is a predicted model, not a curated record. Bases 1 to 1080 code for a protein of 359 amino acids. NCBI's taxonomy places the organism in Eukaryota, Evosea, Eumycetozoa, Acytosteliales, Acytosteliaceae.